UCCGCAGUAAAUGGUGUCUGCUGAAGGGAUGUGAGUCACUUCAAAGCAAGUUGAUGUGUUAACGCAGCUGAUAUUCUGUGAAGAAUUUCGAGAUGGCGGACCGAAAAGCAGAACUUGAGCGCAAAAAAGCUCGUUUAGAGAAAAUGCGCCGUGAAAGGAAGGAAAAGGAAUUAUCUAAGAAGGAAAAAGGGGGGGAAGACUUUAAGGAAAGUAAGACUUCUGGAGAUUCAAGCAUAGAUCCAGAUGAAUUACUUCGCCAAUUUGGUAUUGCCCCCACACCAGAAAGCACUUCAGCUUCUCCUGUCAAAUCAAGUCCUAUCAGUCAGUCAUCUGUGGACACUAUUGUCACAUCUACAAGCAUCAGCCACACCACCCCUCGCAAAGUGCGGCUCAGUGUAGCUAAAGUGAAUGAAACGAGUAUACCUCCUCGGGAAAGUGUGUCAUAUUCCAAGGAGACACAGACUAUCACAGCAGAACCUGUUGACAAAGAUGGCGGGAGAUACGGGGUCAAGGGUCACAACUCACGUGGACCUUUGGAUUAUUACGAUCAUUCCCUAUCGGAAUCCAGCAGCUCACGACAGGGGUCCCCACGGUUUAGCGGUUACGGGUACGCACAUAGGUUUGUCUUCCAUGAUUUGGAGUGGGAUGAUGAAUUUGAGGAUGAAGACGAGGACACAGAUGCAGAUUUUGGCGAUCUGGAGGGGUCACAAUUUAGAGGUCAUGGUCACAGCCAGGUCAAUCAUCGAAUGCCCAUUGUGGAGAUGGUUGCUCCAGCAACUACCCAGGAAGACUCCUUGAGAGAGGAGAAAGAGAAAAAAGUGAUUCCAGAGCUGAGUGAGGAGGAGAAAAAACAAGUGUUGAUGUCUGAAGACUUCCUGCAGUUUUUCACUCGGGCUUCUCGCAUCAUGGAACGCGCACUGGCUGAGGACAUUGAUAUAUUUGUUGACUAUUCUGGCACAGAGGGAGAAAAUAAAGAGGAUGAGGCUAUGGCAGGAGAGCGGCUGAAGUUGAAUCGAGAAUUUUAUGAUGAUCGUUGGUCAAAGCAUCGCAUAAUAACCAGCCUGGAUUGGUCUUCACAGCACCCAGAGCUUUUAUUGUCCUCCUACAGUGCAAAUGAAGAUGUCACAAAUGAGCCUGAUGGAGUUGCGUUGAUCUGGAACAUUCGCUACAAGAAGGAAACACCUGAAUAUGUCUUUCACUGUCAGUCUCCAGUUAUGUCAAGUUGCUUUGCCAAGUUCCACCCCAAUCUGGUGCUGGGUGGUACCUACUCAGGACAGAUUGUGCUGUGGGAUAAUCGUGUCAACAAGCGCACACCUGUUCAACGCACUCCACUUUCAGCUUCGGCCCACACGCACCCGGUCUAUUGUGUGACGGUUGUUGGCACACAAAAUGCUCAUAAUCUGAUCUCUGUUUCGAAUGAUGGCAAACUAUGCUCUUGGAGUCUAGAUAUGCUGUCUCAACCUCAGGACAGCAUGGAGCUACAGCACAAGCAAUCCAAGUCUGUUGCAGCAACCUGCUUCAGUUUUCUUUCUGGUGAUGCCAACAACUUUAUUGUUGGCUCAGAAGAGUGUAUGGUUUAUUCUGGGUCUCGUCAUGGCAGUAAAGCUGGCAUAAAUGAAGCCUUUGAAGGACACCAGGGGCCUAUUACUGCAAUAGAUACCCACCAUGGAGCAGGACAGAUUGACUUCUCACCCUAUUUUCUGACAUCAUCCUUUGACUGGACCAUCAAGUUAUGGAGCAUAAAAGAGCAGAAAUAUUUGUGCUCUUUUGAAGACAACAGUGACUAUGUAAGUGAUGUGCAGUGGUCUCCAACCCACCCAGCCCUCUUUGCAGGGGUUGAUAUCAUGGGACGGCUUGACCUCUGGCAUCUAAACCAUGAAACAGAGGUACCAGUGGCCUCUGUGGUUGUGGGUGCUAAUGCUGCCCUCAACAAAUGCCGGUGGCAUCAGACAGGCAGCCAUAUUGCUGUGGGUGAUGAUAUGGGACGAAUUUAUCUCUAUGAUGUUGCAGAGCACAUUGCCAGUCCUAAAGCAGAUGAAUGGUCUAAGCUUGUGCGCACCCUACAGGAAAUGAAGCAGCAGGCUGCCGAACGAGAGGAAGAGAGCAAUGUACUCAGCAUGACAGCACCACUGCGGUGAAAUGAUGCUCAAGACUUGUCAGAUGUAUACACCACCUGUCACCACCCUUCCCUGCAUUAUUGCAUUUGGUGCUCAGACAUUUGCUUUAAUUGUGGACGCUUCCACUUAACAACUACACCCUGAGCGUUCAAUACUGAGAUUCAGUAUGUUGCCUGUAUGUUAUUUGAAGAAGGUUCAUGAUGUGUGCAUGUACUUUAAAACAAAACAAAAAAAAUCCUUUUUUUUAAAUCAUCAAUUUUUUUUCAGUGACAGGGUUACUGGAUGCUAAAAUAAUCCUGGGCACUUCCUUUGCAGUAGAUCCAAUGCUGCUGAAAGUUCGCAGUCUUGUAGUCAUCAUCCUUAAUGUAUUUUAUUAUUAGAACUUGAAAUAUCAAAAUAAGUGUUGUUUUCUGUAGGCUUUAAAAUUAUUAAGUUAUUUCUUGGAAUGGGACGGAAGACAGGGCCAAGAAAUAUUGGCACUUCUGUUAUCAGUGUGACCUUGUGGAUGCAUGGAAUGGGGGGGGGAACCUUAUAUUUAACAUAUGUUUAGAAGUCAAGCUAUUUUAUUAAAAAUAUAUAUCAAUACCAAUGAAUAUGCACCAUAGUAAUAAAUAUAUGACAAGUAUGAACUGUCAUCCCAAGACUCACUUGAGGAAGGGCAAGGUCAUGAACAAAUAUUGCAGGUUAAAGGGCAAGAAUCUCUUGAGCCCCAUCAGUGUAAUGAUUCCCCCACCCCAUGUUUCCUCUUGCUUCCUCUUAGCGGUCCAGUGGCACAACGGUUAGCGCCUGUCACCAAUACAGUGAAGGUUGGCUGCCCUGAGUUCAUUUCUCUUGGGCACGCUGUUCUUUCUCUGCACGUGGCAUCUGUUUACAGGGCUGGCUGCUUGCCGUAAUAUAGCCUUAGUUGCUGGCACGGCGUAAAACACCAAAUCCCCCCUCUUGCUUCCUCUUGCAAAACUUAUUGACUUCCUGUGCACAGAAGUCUGUAUGCAGCCUGUCUGUGCGAGGACAGGGUUAUUCCUGCUAAAUGCAUAGCUGCUUACAAAGCUUUUCAUGAAGUAGUUUUCAUUAUUUCACUUGCUUGAGGGUGCACUCAUUCAGGGUUCAUUGAAUUGAAACAUACUGCAGUUAUUGUGUUUAAAGCAGGUUUUUCUGCACUUAUAUGAUCUCCCUGCUUCUUGUCCUCCUCUGCAUUUGCCGUAAUAUAGCCUUGGUUGCUGGCACUGUUAAACACAAGCAAAUCCUCCUCUGCAUCACAGCGGUCCGGUGGCGCAAAGGUUAGCGCCUGUCACCAAUACAGUGAAGGUUGGCUGCCCAGAGUUCAUUUCUCGUCUCGGGCACGCUGUUCUUUCUCUGCACGUGGCAUCUGUUUACAGUGCUGGCUGCUUACCGUAAUAUAGCCUCAGUUGCUGGCACCGCGUAAAACACCAAUUCCCCCCCCCUCCUCUGCAUCGCUGUUUGCUGUGUGAAAAGGUCACAGGAUGAGCCAGAGAAUAUGCUCUCAUUUAUGUGCUGGCCUGUCAUGUGCUUGUGUGUGUGACUUUCUCUUCAUUUUCCCUUCUGUGUGCUUGUUCAGGCAUCAGUAUGAUAGAUUGGGGCCAGAUGAUGAAGGGUAGAGUUGCUUUGUUGUACAUCACAAAACAAUUUUGCUGGUGUAGCAUCCUGCUUCAAAAGGCCUGUUUACACAGCAUCUCUGACAGUCUCAGGUCAUUCUUUUUGUAAUGCUUAUCUGGCUGAACUUUCAGGAGAGUAGAGAUGAGUUCUGUUAGUGUUGAUUUCUCAGAUUACCCUUGGGAUUCCUACAGGUAUUGCAUGAAGUAUAACUCUCAGGCUUUAUUAAAAAGCUUGAAUAAACUGCUUCAGGCUUCUGGCUUUUAAAAUGCUAUGAUGGGAAAACGUUUUCUUGUUAAAUUAAGUGAAUGAAAAGAUGGUGUUGACUCAAUACAGUAGAAUAAACAGGAGAUGUAUCUACAGCAAUAUGAGUGCAAGAAUAGACAUAAAACAGAAUUGAUUUUUAAAAAAUGCAAGAGGUGUUUUUAUUCCUACCCUUCAUCCCAUAACACUGCCCUCCUUGCAGUUGCACCUGUCACCAAUACAGUGAAGGUUGGCUGUCCUGGUUUCAGCUCUCGUCUCGGGCACAUUGUUCUUUCUCUGUAUGUGGCAUCUGUUUACAGGGCUGGCUGCCUGGCCGUGAUAUAGCCUUAGUUGCUGGCUCGGCAUAAAACACUUAUUCCCUCCUUGCAGUUGUAGUCCAGUUUAGCCUGCAGGACAUCUGCUAGCUUCAGUUUUCAAGUGGUGGGAACAUCAUUGUCUCCUAUUUCAAAGGCACGAAGCUUUGGUUAUCUUCUAUUGAAGGUUGGGGUCAUACGGGCAUAAGUUGUGCUGUUUGUGACUAGGUGGUUGCAUUGUACAUUGCAUUAGUUUCAGUCCCUUCUAGUUUAUGAAAUACUUGACUUACUUCUUAAACACCUUUAAGAUUGUUAAUAUAGAAAAGUGUAGGAAUAGAUACACUUAAAAUCUUGAAGCAGACUUCAUAAAUUGUUGAUAAAGGGUUGAGCAGCUGCUCAUUCCAGCAAAGUUUUGCUGUCAUACAUUCAUCUUUUCUCAUUGGUCCAUAUCUUUUCUCCCACAAAUCAUGUUUCACUAAUAAAAUUAUUUCAGAGUUCUUCCUCUUGGUUCAUAAAAUGUGACUGUGGCAUUUGGCACCAAUUAAAAGAGUAGUCAACUUUUCACUUUUUGAAAAUCAAAUGUUUAAUCAAUAUUGUACACUUUUUUUAAAAAAUUUAACAUUGAACAAACUAGCUUACACAUUCAGUCAACAUUUGGUCCUCCAGUUGGUUAUCUUUGCACUUAAACCAAAUCAAGUCCAAAAGUAUUAAGUAUAGUGAAGUCUGAGAUAUUUAGCACUCAAGUUUUCUGUUGUUCCCUUGAAACGGGGAGACUUGUGGCCACCAUUAUAUUGCUGAAAUGAAGACACCUGGCAUCCUUCACUUGCUGUCAGCUGAUGUGUCUGGAUAAGUGAAACACACUGGAGUUUAAGGUGAUAAUUUCUUAGGUAUUACUUUCGUUGCCUGGGUGAUGAGCACCUGACUUAUACAUAACUUUACAAAGGGCCAUUUUCACAGAUAGUGCACAUACCAGGCCUGUGUACUUUUGCCAGUAUACCCCAUUUAAUGGAAGUACAACUUCAACCUUUAGGCAAUUAUGGGAAGAUGUUGGUGCCUCAUGGUGCCUUCUUGGAUUACGUGUUGGGCAGCAGCUGGAGUUAAAUGCACAAGGACACAAUUUGUGGUUAGUCAAUUUCCUAGGCUUAGUACAACAAAGUUUACUAAAAAGUCAACUCUAUGUGACAAAAUUUGUUGGGAAAGUGCCUAACUGUUCAGGUAUUCUACAUGCUAGCCAUGAAAUGUGUGACCAAACUCGUAUCCAUUUAGGCACCUAAUAUCUGCAGUGUCUCCUAUAGGGAUCUUGGAUACAACUGACAGCAUCACAAACUGUGCAGUUCAGCAGCACUUACAACCAGUAUCCUGAGAUGAGCAUGCUGUACAACUGUAUCUGCAGCUGAUGGUGCCAGAGUCCAGCUGUAUACAGGAAGUGUUUGACAUGUCAGACAUGCUUGCCACUACAGAUCAUUGUUGACUUGACAAGAGUUGCCACAUAAGCAUCAGCACGCAUGCAGGAAACUGCCUCUGAAGUGGGCCAUCACAUACCAAUACCAGAGUCAGGUCGAGGAACACUAUCAAUGAAAGACUCGUCACUACUACUGUUGUCCUCGUCUGAAGACUCUGAACUGCACAGAAGAAGCAGACAGUUAUUCCAAAUAAUAAUAAGCUAACAAAUAAGCUAUACAAAUCUCUCAUAUGCGUCAUUAGGGGAGAAGGGGACACGGUGAGACACACCAAUGGUGAAGGCACACCAGAGGGGCUUAUUCUGUGCCCUUUUUAGUAGGUCUCCCAUUUGGCAGCCUGUCCACCCCUUGAUGUUUGUUAGUCAACACUUUUUUGUUUGCUGUCAACAUCUUCCAUAUGUGCCUGGAGGACUAUCUUCCGUAGUGCGUCAUGCCUAGUGGCAUACCCAAACUAAACCAGUUUUCGAUGCUUGACAGUGGCAAGCAGAGGUUCUGGGGACCAACUAGGGUAGCGGCUAUUCAGAGCAGUCUCCAGAAGCAUUUCAUGUCAAAUGCCUGAAUCAUCUUCUCCAUUUCGGACACAGGGCUCGCAUUUCUCAGCCCUGUAUAGUUUGAAUUUCGUCUUUAAGAUUGUACUCAUGCUGUCCCAGAUCUUGUUCAGCCUUGCCAUUGCUGCUGUGAUUCAUUGACAAAUAUCUGCCAUGCAACUGCCAUCCUUGGAGAGCGUCACACCCAGAUACUUGAAACUCUGUACUUCCUCAACUUGCAUACCAUUCAACUGGAUAUCUGCCUUACCUUAUCUGAUAGCAUUCACCAUUGUUUUGCUCUUAUGAGAGAAAUUUUUAGGCCAGCCUCAGCCUGAAGGGUGUGAAGUCUCCAGGGUUUGACAAUGUCCUAAUGGAGUUGCUUAAAUUUGCAAAAACGUGGAGGGGAAGAGACAGUGAAGGUACUGACCUGUGUUGCAAAAUUUGGGAGACCAAGCAGUGGCUGAAAGAACGGACACAGUCACUGGUCAUACCCCUGCCAAAAAGAGGGAACCCAAGGCAGUGCCAGAACUACCAUGUGACGAUAAAUUUGAUCAGGCACCGAAGCAAAGUUAUGCUGAAGGUGAUACAAAAUCAUCUCACACAGAUGACAAAGGAACUGUUCUCAGAAGAGUGAGCCAGCAGGAGCGCGGUUGAACAAUUCUUCAACAGUCACACUCUGAUCAAAAAAACACCUUCAGCAAGGUAAAGAUCAGCACCAUUUCAAGAAGGCCUUCAACAGGGUUGGGCACAAGGUUUUGUGGCAUGUGAUACAGAAAUUCAACACUGAAGACAGGACAGUCCAAAACACCGACUGUGGAAGCUCUGUUCUGCUCAGUGGAAAUGUGCUAUCCUGCAACAGUGGUACUCUCCCAAACAUGACCUUUGACCCUGAAGCUGUUCAGGAGAAUCAUGUGAAAUACACUACUUUAACACCACACUGUGUCCAUCAGGGAAAGAUUGCUAAUCUUCCAUAUAGCAUGAUAGCAGGUAGCAAUGAUGAGUUGCAGGCUCUCAGACUGGCCACCAGUGUGAGAACAUACAUGAUGGACACCAGCAUGCUGAUAUUGCCAGCUUGUCAGUCACUCAUCACUAUCAGCCUUUAUUAUAAUCUGAGAAGAUGACAUCAGUACUGGACACUAACAACCAUUACAACUACACAUUCCCAUUUUUUUCUAUAUCACGCACUUGCUUCAAAAUCAUCUGAGUUUGGAUUUCAAAGGCUUAACCCCCACCCUCCCCUCCCCUCGAAAGUCUCAAGAAAUAUCACCUUGUGUCUUUGCUGUCAUCAUCAUCACUGCUGUCAUCCGUCAUCAUCAUCACUGCUGUCAUCAUCACCAAUGUCAUCAUCUUCAGAUGCACUUGAUCUAUCUGAUGUUUCGAACAUAAAAGUGAUGCAAAAAAAAUUAGCAAAAUUGGUAGUGUGUCAGUACUUAGAAUAAACGAAAACAAUUCAUUGAUAAAUGCAGCUCUAAUACAAGAUUAAUUUUGUCACAGUUCUUACCCAGCUUAAUCUUCUCUAAAAUGAUGGGAUGAAACUUCAAGGCCUCUGGGUUGUCUGGCUCAAAGAUUAGGACUGAAAAAAAAUACAUAAAGAGGCAUUUAUCUAAUCUGCAUGACAUUAAGGGGUUUUUGGUUAUUGUUUUUAAGUGACAGAGCAUGCAAAAUAUAUAUAUAUAUCUUUUAUUUUACUCUCUUGCUUUUUGUAUAGCAUUUCAAAUAUUUAUCUCAUUUGUACCAAGAAUAUUUUAUACAUCAUCACAAGAUUGCAAAUGUGUCCAAUCUUGUUUGUGAGCUUUUAUCUACUACAACAUAUAAGGCAACAGUUUUUAACACAUUCUAAUCAACAUCCAUUUUCAAGAAACUUUUGACAAGAUCUUGUUACCCUCUGAAAAAUGCAAAAUAUGCAAAUAAUUUUCAUUAGAAAUUAUUAAAUACUUAUGAAGGACAGGGAAGUUUAGAAGACAUCUUAACUGAUGUCACUUAUUUUCACUACAUGCUCAUGAAGUAUGUUUACACUGCCUGUUGUACUACUCGGGCUAGAUUAUCUCGCACACACAGGUAAAACCCUUUGUGGCCUCUGGUUAGGUUGACUAAAACCACCUCAAUUUAUUGGAUGUGGCCCUGCCAAUAAAAUAGAACUAGCCUGGUAAAAAUGGCGGCUUUUUUUUCAUCAAAUCAAACAACUACCACCUGUUACUGUAUAGCUUACCAACUGGGCAAAUAUGAUGAUGCAUUGUUUAGUAAAUACCAUUUUUUGUUAAUUUUGUAAUGUAAGACAAAUGCCAUAAUAAAAUAUGAAACAUCACCCUGAUCAAUGUUUCCCUUCCCCAACUCCAAUGUUAAAUUUUAUCAAUCAUGCCUCGGCUUUGUCUGUAUGUCCUUUUGUUUCCAAAUGAAAGCACCCACAAAUAAAAGCAAACCAAUCA
Pomacea canaliculata is the source of this 8698-nucleotide messenger RNA. Its product is annotated as cytoplasmic dynein 1 intermediate chain 2-like. Gene Ontology annotation, biological process: transport along microtubule. The record is from RefSeq and is a predicted model, not a curated record. NCBI's taxonomy places the organism in Eukaryota, Metazoa, Mollusca, Gastropoda, Architaenioglossa, Ampullariidae. Gene Ontology annotation, cellular component: cytoplasmic dynein complex. Gene Ontology annotation, molecular function: dynein light chain binding; dynein heavy chain binding.